Messenger RNA from Enterobius vermicularis (human pinworm), 318 nucleotides. The record is from the annotation of a GenBank genome assembly. Lineage: Eukaryota; Metazoa; Nematoda; Chromadorea; Rhabditida; Oxyuridae.
AUGGUUCCAAGAGUUGGAGAGAAGGUAGUGGACUGCAGAAGGGCCAAACGAAGUGACGACGACAGCAGUGAUAUCAGGGAUGAGGCGCAUCAAGCUUACUCAAUGAGGCAAAAAGACGUGCAGCUGGAUCGAAAAAAAUUGGACCGCAAGGCUGAUAAGACUUUAGUUUUUCCAGCACGUCUUCUGUUCUUCAGUUUCAGGAUUGUAGUAAAUAUGGCCAGUACUAUAAGUCCAUAUUUCUCAAUUGUAAAACGAUGCCCACUGCCGUCUCUCGCGCCUGUACCAAUUGGUGGAGGUCCUGAAGAGCCUACUUUCUAG